Molecule: messenger RNA, 2147 nt
Organism: Culicoides brevitarsis
Lineage: Eukaryota; Metazoa; Arthropoda; Insecta; Diptera; Ceratopogonidae
Exons: 4
Coding region: 1-2004 (667 amino acids)
Biological process (GO): G protein-coupled receptor signaling pathway
Cellular component (GO): plasma membrane
Molecular function (GO): adenylate cyclase inhibiting G protein-coupled glutamate receptor activity
Source: RefSeq, a predicted model, not a curated record
AUGACUCGUCGACGGGUAAAGUCGGCUUUUUGGCUGACGCGAAGAAUAUCAAAGUACAUAGCGAUUUUGGGUUGCUUUGCUGCAUUCACGAAUUUUAAUGUGGCAGCAACAACAGCGACGACGACGAACGUUACACCGAAAUUUGGCGAUCGACUGUUGCCGCGCCGAACAUUCAACUUGGAUGAAAAAUAUCAAAAAGAUUCUGCGGGAUUUUUCCUGCAUUCCAGCAAGCAGUACAAUAAUAAUGUCAUGCAGAAAAGUGUCGAGCAUGCACAAAGUGAUGAAAUAAUUAAUGAUAAUAAUGAGCAAUACUUCGCGAGUGCCGAGCAAGAAGACGCAGAACGAGAUUCAAUUAAAAAUGAUAUUAAUAAAAAUUACAGUGAUAAUGAAAGCAACUCUCACGAAACGCAAAAAAUUAAUAAUAAUGAUAAUAGCAGUAAAUUAGUAGAAAAUAAUAUUGAUAGUGUUACCCAAAGCAUAGAAAAUAGCAAAAAUAAUCUAGAUUACUAUACGGUAGUGCAUAAGGACGACUUAAAAAGUGAUAAUCAAAUAAAAUUAAAUAAUUCGACGUCGGCGCAAGCGCAUCGCUUGGAAAUGUCAACAGAAUUUUUCGUUGUGCCAUCCACAAAAGCCUCCACGAUCGUCAGUCCCACGCAGCGAUCGACCACUCUGCGUCCCGGAGGCGUAAUUUUCGCGACAAAAACAACCGCCACACCGCCAACAGUCAUUCUCGCGAACUUAACGGGUCUCCGAAAGGAGCCAUGGGUCGUGCCGAUACUCAUUUUCGCUUGCAUCUCGAUGCUCAUGAUGGCAGGCUUCGAAGUUUUUGUGCUUUUUAAGGCGUGGCGCACAACCCCAAGUCGUCGUCAUUUGUUCCUCGGGCAAAUGUUGCUUCUUGGGCUAUUCGCGUGUUCCGGGCUCGCUGCUGUCCUUACAGCAAAUCCCACGCCUUUGACAUGCGGCGCGAUACGAUUCGGUUCAGGACUCGCAUUCACCUUGGUUUUUGCGUCGCUUUUGGUGAAAUGUGUCUUUUUGAUUAGCUUGAAUGGCGGCGUUUAUUUGCCCGCGCCAUAUCAAGCACUUUUACUGCUUUUUGCGGUGCUAAUUCAAAUUGCGAUAGGCACACAAUGGCUCAUCACGUCGCCUCCCUCAGUCGAUAAUGUAGUUGUGCCUGCGACGGGAACUGCGAUUUCGAGUCGGUAUCAUUUGUUGUUGACUUCCGGGGAGUUGUCGUCACUAAAUCCGACAAUUCCGCUGUGUCACACGCCGUUUUCGGAUUUGUUGCUGUCGCUCGUUUACGUUGUUUUUCUCAUCGUUUUUGUGUCGAUUUUGGCAAUUAAAUCACGCGGAAUUCGAGAUAAUUAUCGGGAAGCGACGUAUAUUGGGCUUGCGAUUGCAGGCGCAAUUCCCAUUUGGCUUGGAUGGACCUUGUGUGGAUUAGCGGUUGCUGAUCGUCAUCGAGAUGCAUGUUUGGCGUUUGGAUUAGUUGCGACGUCGUCAACGGUAUUUUUGGUGAUGUUUAUGCCUAAAGGACGACAAUUGGCAGCAAUGGGCAAAGAAGGUUUAUACGUAGAAGAUCGCGAAGAGCGAUUUAGCUCAUUAAGUCGCACCGGAUCCGGAUAUUCGCCUUCUUUCUUCCAUUUCAAACCCAUCAAGUACGGCGUGAUGGGACAAUCGCAAAGUCCAACGCCAAACACGAAUACCGUAAAUGGUUACAGCUCUACAAAACAUCAAGCUGUCGCAACACUCGGAGGAGCGGAUCGAUUAUUAUCACUGAUAGCGGCGCCUCCGAGUUACACACGCAUGUAUCAUUAUUAUCCAGCUGCACAUAUGACACAUCCUUUUUGUUAUUAUCCUUCACCAAUGCCUCCAGCACGAUAUCCUCCAGGCCUUUUUAUGCGACCAGAUGAUGCCAAUUUGUACACGACGUUGGAGCAAACGAUGAGCAGCAAUCCAAAUGUUUAUUUCCAGCGCGGAGUCGUUCAUCCGGGAAUGAUGUACUAAACAAAAGUAGAGCCAGCAUAAAAAAUUAUUUUUUUUAAGAAAUUUCAUGUAAAGAUUAUUUUGUAAGAGAUAUAUGAUGUAAAAAUUAAUCAUACAUAAGUUACGUUAUUAGUUAUAGUUAUUAAUUAAUUAUUUUAUAUUAU